This is a messenger RNA of Trichechus manatus latirostris (Florida manatee), 3392 nucleotides long. RefSeq names its product sestrin 2 (gene SESN2). Lineage: Eukaryota; Metazoa; Chordata; Mammalia; Sirenia; Trichechidae. The record is from RefSeq and is a predicted model, not a curated record. Gene Ontology annotation, cellular component: nucleus. The transcript has 9 exons. Gene Ontology annotation, molecular function: L-leucine binding; oxidoreductase activity, acting on peroxide as acceptor. Gene Ontology annotation, biological process: positive regulation of macroautophagy; cellular response to leucine starvation; cellular response to L-leucine. The coding region runs from base 157 to 1698 and encodes 513 amino acids.
CUGGGCUUUCGGAGCGUUCUGGAACCCCGAUAAGCACCUCAGGGUUCUAGAACCUCCCGUGCUGCCCCGGGUCGCGGCUUCCUACGUGCCUCCGUCCAAACCGCCGCUCCGGUGCACAGGUCGUCGGCGAGCCGAGGCUCGGUCCUGGCGCAGACCAUGAUCGUUGCAGACUCCGAGUGCCGCGCCGAGCUCAAGGGCUACCUGCCGUUCGCCCGGAGUGGCGGCGGCGCUGGGGCCGGAGAGGAGCAGAGGGAGAGACGGUCUUGGCGAGGCCCUCGAGGGCCCAGCGCCUUCAUCCCAAUGGAGGAGAUCCUUCAGGAGGGAGCUGAGAGCCUGGAGCAGCACUUGGGGCUGGAGGCGUUGAUGUCUUCAGGGCGGGUAGACAACCUGGCGGUGGUGAUGGGCCUGCACCCCGACUACCUGAGCAGCUUCUGGCGCCUGCACUACCAGCUGCUGCACACGGAUGGGCCCCUGGCCAGCCCCUGGCGCCACUACAUUGCCAUCAUGGCUGCUGCCCGCCACCAGUGCUCCUAUCUGGUGGGCUCCCACAUGGCUGAGUUUCUGCAGACUGGUGGUGACCCUGAGUGGCUUCUGGGUCUCCACCGUGCCCCCAAGAAGCUGCGCAAACUCAGCGAGAUCAACAAGUUGCUGGCGCAUCGGCCAUGGCUCAUCACCAAGGAGCAUAUCCAGGUGAAGUGGGCAGAGAGGCGGGUCCCCGAGGGAGCCCAGAGGCUGGGCUGGGGGCAGCCCAGGGACAGGCACUUAGCGGGUCUGGCCUUCCUUCCCUUCCAGGCCCUGCUGAAGACGAGUGAGCACAGCUGGUCCCUGGCCGAGCUCAUCCAGGCCCUGGUCCUGCUCACUCACUGCCACUCGCUGGCCUCCUUUGUGUUUGGCUGUGGUAUCCUUCCUGAGGGGGACCCAGAGGGCAGCCCUACCCCCCAGGUACCUUCGCCCCCCAGUGAGCAGAGCAGCACCCCCAGCGGGGACCCACUCAACAACUCUGGGGGCUUUGAGGCCGCACGUGACGUGGAGGCUCUGAUGGAACGCAUGAGGCAGCUUCAGGAGAGCCUGCUACGGGACGAGGGGGCAUCUCCAGAGGAGAUGGAGAGCCGCUUUGAGCUGGAGAAGUCGGAGAGUCUUCUGGUGACCCCCUCAGCUGACAUCCUGGAGCCCUCUCCACGCCCAGACAUGCUGUGCUUUGUGGAAGACCCCGCUUUUGGAUAUGAGGACUUUACCCGGCAAGGGGCUGAGGCACCCCCAACUUUCCGCGCCCAGGAUUACACCUGGGAAGACCAUGGCUACUCACUGAUCCAGCGGCUCUACCCUGAGGGUGGACAGCUGCUGGAUGAGAAGUUCCAGGCAGCCUAUAGUCUCACCUACAACACCAUGGCCAUGCACAGCGGUGUGGACACCUCCAUGCUCCGCAGGGCCAUCUGGAACUACAUUCACUGUGUCUUUGGCAUCAGAUAUGAUGACUAUGACUAUGGGGAGGUGAACCAGCUCCUGGAGCGGAAUCUCAAGGUCUAUAUCAAGACAGUAGCCUGCUACCCAGAGAAGACCACUCGGAGGAUGUACAACCUCUUCUGGAGGCAUUUCCGCCACUCAGAGAAGGUCCAUGUGAACUUACUGCUUCUGGAGGCCCGAAUGCAAGCUGCCCUGCUCUACGCCCUCCGUGCCAUCACCCGCUACAUGACCUGACUCCUACACAGGAUCUGGGCCCGGAGCAGCUGACCCUGCAAGGACUUCUCUGUCUGGAGACAGACCCAGACCCUUUUCCUGUCCCACGCCCACCCACCCCACUCUGGGGGUGGGCUUGUGUGUGACCUGCAGCCCCAAGCCACACCCUCCUUUUUCUCACUGGAAUGGACAGGAUCAUUGCACUGACUCUGGGAUCCCAGCGCUGCCCCUGGGAGCUAAAAGAGGACUAGGAGACCCCAGGGGCCAUGCCCUUUUUCCUGCCUCUGCCCCCAGAGGCAGAGGGCACAGGAAGGAAAAUGAGCCCAGCACGGACAUGUCUGCCAGCAGGCUGGGCCCCAGGCACCACGAGUGCUGUGACCUCCCUGGACUGGGAAGUCCCUGGCUGGCCCUGAGAGAGGGGCAGACACCUCCAGGGAUUGACACUCCAGGCAGCUCUGCCCGCCCUACCCACCAUUCCCAGAUUUCAUUACCUCCUACCUACCAUUCACCCAUCAAUGUGAAAGUCAGGGCUCCAGCUGGUUUGUGUGCCCAGCUCUGCAUAAUCCUGCUCUGUUGGUUAGUCAGAAGGCCCUUUGUUCCCCAGUUGCCCUAAUCCUAAUGUAGUUCUUUUGACCUUCUCCCUCUUAACCCUUUUCUCCCAUGCCUGAUGGUGUGGGUCCCCAGGAGAGAGGCCAAGCACAUCAAAUAAGUGGAAGAUGUAUCUCUAGAGACUUUGGGCCUCUGCUGGUCACCUUGCCUUCUGAAGAAGAGGGAGUAUUAGAUUAUAAGUUCUUUGCUUUUUGGUCCUUUAUGGUUGAGGGUCAAACCUCCUCAGGGCCUCUACCCUGGAGCCAUAGUCAGGAUCUGAGGGGAGGGAGAGAGGGAGAAAUCUGUUCUCCCCAGAGCUGUACCUGCCCUGCAGAGGCUGGCUCUCCACUCUCCUAUCGCCUAUCCACAGAUGUUUGCCAAAAGGUUGAACCUUUAUUGGUGGCUCAGAUGGCACUGUGGCCCAGUGGGAGAGGCAGGAGUCACGAGCGUUCUUGUUUGGGCCCUGCCACCGGCCAGGGUGACCACGGCUAUGUUGCCAAACCUCUUUGACCUCUGUUUCCAUGGUUGUAGACUAAGGAGUGGUCUAGAUUUCUGAGACGUCUGACUCUUCAGCCUGGGAUUCCCAGGCCAAUCUGCCAGCAGCAGACGGAUUUCCAUGCAGGAUCUCUGCGGCCUCUGGGGACCCCUUUCCUGCAGUCAGUCUCUCCUGGCUGCUUUCUAAGAACCCGUGUCCCCAUCCCAGUUUCUGUCCCCUCUCCUCAAUUUUAGGCAAGUUGCUUGGAAGCAGAAGCAGCCAAGGACUGAUCCCAGGCACUUUCUAUAGCAAACAAGCUGUGAAUUCUGGUUUAUCUUGCCCUUCUUCCGACAGUAUGUGCCUCCUCUCUAGCCAGUUUGGAGGUGACUGAAGAAAGGCAAGGGCCAAGAUACUGCUGCUUCUGACCUUCCUCUCUGGAGCGGGAUGAGAGAGGAGCUGGGUCAGUGUGCCACAUUUCAUACCCGUGCAGGCACGGGAAAGCAACUGGCACCCCUUUCAGGCCUCAGACCCCUCUCUGUAAAGAGGCUGGGCAGGUGGGAAGGGGCCCCAGCAUUAGUGUUUGGAUUCUGGAGGAGACAUGGUGACUUUGUGAAUGUCCCCUGGAUGGGUGGGAAGGGUUAUCCAGUGUUCA